Molecule: messenger RNA, 725 nt
Organism: Nothoprocta perdicaria
Lineage: Eukaryota; Metazoa; Chordata; Aves; Tinamiformes; Tinamidae
Gene: SMPX
Product: small muscle protein X-linked
Exons: 5
Coding region: 159-425 (88 amino acids)
Cellular component (GO): M band; muscle tendon junction; costamere
Source: RefSeq, a predicted model, not a curated record
AGCAGCUCUCAGUGCCACCCAGGCUGAAAGCAUCGGAGCUAUUUCAGACACAUUAAAAGGAUCACAGUCAAUAUCUCUGCUGAUAGAAGAAGGUACCUCUUCCGGCAUCAAAAGGAGGUGUAUAUACUCACUUCACGGGAUACGACUCUCUCGUAAAAAUGUCAAAACAACCAGCAUCACAUGUCAAGGCCAUUCAGGCUAAUAUUAACAUCCCAAUGGGAGCGUUUCGACCUGGUGCAGGUCACCCUCAUAAAAGAAAAGAAUUUACACCUGAGGUGGAAGAGAGUGUUCCUGCUUCCACAGAGGAGGAGAAAGACAAGAAACAUCUCCCAGGAGCUAAGAAACUUCCAGGCCCUGCUGUCAACUUAUCAGAGAUUCAGAACAUUAAGAGUGAGCUGAAGUUUGUCCCCAAAGCUGAACAGUAGUUGAAAUAAGCAGGUCUAGCGAGAGAAACUGAACAUGUUCCAAUGAAUGGAGAUUGUUUCAAAUGUUUUAUAUGUUUGUACGAAGAAUAUGAACUUCCUAAAUCUGCAGUACCCCAUAACAAGCAUCUACAGUUAUAUCAACACUUUUUUGUCCAUUUUGCUUAACAUACAAAAGUACUGAAGAAAUAACAUGAUACAAAGCACAAAACAACAAGCAGUGAAUGUAUAUAUAUUCAGGAAUGAUUUUGAUCUACAAAAUUUGAGGCAGAAAUUGGAAGUUAGAACAAAAGUGAAAUACUU